Messenger RNA from Cuscuta campestris, 2251 nucleotides. The record is from the annotation of a GenBank genome assembly. NCBI's taxonomy places the organism in Eukaryota, Viridiplantae, Streptophyta, Magnoliopsida, Solanales, Convolvulaceae.
AUAAUUUCAAAACCAGAAUGUCUAUUUCUUCUUCUCCUUCUUCCUCCUCCGGAUUGUUUCCAAGAACCCAUCUUUUCAGAGAGAACAGAGAGAUUUCUUUGAGGAGGAGGAGGAGAAGUCUCUGUUUCAGAAGCAGAGUGAGGGCUCUCAUGGGUUCCGAGGGGGAGUCGAAGGCGAAGAUUCUGGUGGCAGGAGGGGGGAUUGGGGGGCUGGUUUUCGCGCUGGCGGCGAAGAAGAAGGGGUUUGGGGUGGCAGUGUUCGAGAGGGAUUUGAGCGCCGUGAGAGGGGAGGGGCAGUACAGGGGACCGAUUCAGAUACAGAGCAACGCCUUGGCGGCUCUGGAGGCCAUAGACAUGGAGGUUGCUGAUGAGAUCAUGGGCGCCGGCUGCAUCACCGGCGACCGGAUUAAUGGUCUGGUUGAUGGGGUUUCCGGAAACUGGUUUGUGAAGUUUGAUACAUUCACUCCUGCAGUAGAACGUGGACUUCCAGUAACAAGAGUGAUCAACCGCAUGACUUUGCAACAGAUCCUUGCUCGUGCCGUAGGGGAGGACAUUAUCAUGAAUGAAAGCAAUGUGGUCAACUUCAAGGAUGAAGGAAACAAGGUUACAGUUAUUCUUGAGAAUGGCCAGAAAUAUGAAGGCGAUCUUCUAGUGGGUGCUGAUGGAAUACGGUCCAAGGUAAGAGAACAUUUGUUUGGGCCACAGGACACUACUUACUCGGGUUACACUUGUUACACGGGGAUUGCAGAUUUUAUUCCUCCUGAUAUUGAGACCGUGGGGUACCGAGUUUUUCUGGGCCACAAACAAUAUUUUGUUUCUUCAGACGUAGGUGGGGGGAAAAUGCAGUGGUAUGCCUUUCAUAAUGAACCAUCCGGUGGAGUAGAUGGGAUAAAUGGUAAAAAGGAGAGAUUGCUAAACAUAUUUGAAGGUUGGUGCGACAACGUGAUAGAUGUAUUGCUUGCAACAGAUGAAGAUGCAAUUCUUCGGCGUGACAUUUAUGAUAGAACUCCAUCUUUCACUUGGGGUAAGGGUCAUGUCACCUUACUCGGGGACUCAAUCCAUGCUAUGCAGCCAAAUUUGGGUCAAGGGGGAUGCAUGGCUAUAGAGGAUGGGUAUCAACUAGCUCUUGAGCUUGACAAAGCUUGGAAGCGAAGUGUUGAGUCAGGAAUGCCUAUAGAUAUCACCUCAUCAUUAAAGAGUUACGAGAGAGAAAGAAGGCUAAGGGUUGGAAUCAUCCAUGGGCUAGCAAGAAUGGCUGCAAUGAUGGCAGGGACUUAUAAGGCCUACUUAGGUGUAGGACUCGGCCCAUUAUCCUUCUUGACUAAAUUUAGGAUCCCACACCCGGGAAGAGUUGGCGGGAGAGUCUUAAUAGAACUGGUGAUGCCUAUAAUGCUUAGUUGGGUCCUGGGAGGCAAUGGAGGAAAACUCGAAGGAAGGACAUUGCAUUGUAGACUAUCAGAUAAGGCAAAUGAUCAGCUGAGGAAAUGGUUUGAAGAUAGCGAUGCAUUGGAGCGUGCCAUGAAAGGAGAAUGGUUUCUAACUCCUAUUAAGAACGCAAUCUCCGCUUCAGAACCCAUUUUCUUAAGCAGGGACGAAAAGACGCCCUACAUUGUUGGUUCUGUAGCUCAUCCAAACUUCCGAGGAAUGUCAGUAGUCAUAAAUUCGACCAAGGUCUCGGAAUUGCAUGCCCGAAUAAGCUACAAAGAUGGGGCUUUUUUUGUGACUGAUUUGCGGAGUAAAUAUGGCACAACGAUCACAGACAAUGAAGGCAGAUGCUAUCACGUGCCUCCCAACUUUCCAGCCCGUUUUCGCCCAUCGGACAUCAUUCAGUUUGGCUCCGACAAGGCUGGCUUUCGGGUAAAGGUGGCGACCAAAGUUCCGGCAAGGCUUCUUGCGGGCGAGAACAAAGAUAGCAGCAGAGUUCUGCCCCUCUAUAGUGUGGUACCUGCAGACUGAAUUGAAAUGGCACAGAAUUUAUGACAGUGGCUGGGGAUGCAAUGCUGCUGCAUUUUGUACAACAAUGUACAGAUUGAAUCAGGAAGAUGAAACUUCUAAUUGCACUGCAAAGGGGAAGAUGAUAUAUACAUGAAAUAAUCUCCCCUCUUAUAAUUGCUUCUUGUAUUAUAUGUUAAGAGAUAAUUGCGAGAUAAUUGCUUCUUGUAUUAUAUGUUAAGAGAUAAUUGCUUCUUGUAUUAUAUGUUUAGAGAUAUAUAUAGUUUUUCUGGCUCUUUCAUCUUAAGCUUGAACUUUUA